This is a messenger RNA of Mya arenaria, 1966 nucleotides long. RefSeq lists its product as uncharacterized. Gene Ontology annotation, cellular component: Golgi membrane. Gene Ontology annotation, biological process: protein palmitoylation. Bases 322 to 1773 code for a protein of 483 amino acids. NCBI's taxonomy places the organism in Eukaryota, Metazoa, Mollusca, Bivalvia, Myida, Myidae. The record is from RefSeq and is a predicted model, not a curated record. The transcript has 2 exons. Gene Ontology annotation, molecular function: protein binding; palmitoyltransferase activity.
GCCUUUGAGCUGCGAUAUAAAAGUAAUUACUUAGAUAUGUGCAGAUCAAUAUCUAUAAACAAAUUACCUCUGAAUAGGUGCUCUAAUAGAGGUGUCUAGUGCUCAAUAGGUUAAAUAAGAUAUUAAACACUUUCACUGGCGAGAUGGAAAUAGGAUAGUGUUAAAAUUGUUUUAAAUGAAAAUUUAAAAUUCAUCACGUCACUCUUUUCCCUUUCUGUAUUUUUGCAAUGAGGACAUAUUAUCAGAGAUGACGAUUUAGAGUAUCCUAUCUGUACCAGCAUAAAGUAACCCACCUAAGGUUAACGUAAUUAAAACGUAACCAUGGUUUUCCGGGAAGAUACAACGCUAGAGGUUAAAAGCAUGGUCAAACGUCUCGAGACGACGAAUACACCAAGAGGCAAUUCCGUGAUAGAAGGUGACGUCGCGCGGUCGAUGACGUCUUCAGUUGAGGAACACACGACUAAGCCGAAACUGCAGGCUAAUACUCGCCAUGCCAGAUCUUGUCUAGGGAGUAAUUUGUUUCAUUCAGUUUUCAAGGGACGCAUUAAGAAAGUGAAGUUUUUGAUAGAAAACGGAGUGAAUGUAAAUAACAGAAAUGAUUACGGUUAUAGCGUAUUACUUGCGGCUUUGCAUAUAGACAAUCCUGAGAAACGUAGUAAAAUGUUCAGGUAUUUGCUGAAUAAUGAGGCUGACCCAUUUGCAAAGGACCCUAGAUAUAAACGUUCAGCGCUAGCCUGGUCGGCAAUCCUUGGAAGAAACGAGCAGACUAAUGUGUUGCUAGAUAAUUAUAUGGGAGAAUUGAAUCUUCAUGAAAAGGACAGAGACGGUAUGACGCCUCUCCAUCUUGCGACAAUUUCAGGCCACACGGAUGUUGUGACGUCUUUGGUGCGAGAAAUGACAAAGUUUGGAACAUCAGUAGACGUCCCUGAUAAUAUGGGACUUACUCCGUAUCUCCAUGCAAAACGUUUGGGUUAUGGUUUAAUUGCGGAUAUCUUAAAGGAAGAGGGAGGAGCGUCCGCCGGUCAGGGCGAUAUGUAUACAUUUAAGAGAGCGGACGAAUGGCGGGAAAUCGGUAUCAAGGAAAGAAACGAAGAAGUAAAGCAGCGGAGGAAUACACUUUAUGAACACGCUGCUAUGGCUGGAAGUGCCCGAAUGUUGAUGGAAUUCGAAGGCCCGGGAUACGAAAUAAUAACAAUCCCGAGUCCGAAGCCACGAAGAAGAUGUCGGGUUUCACGAACAAACAGCAUUUCGGACACAGAGGGUGACGACACCUCUGCUCCAAAAUCCGUAAGAAUAAGGUCCCCGAUAUCUCAAAUCAGUCUCCCUGCGGGAAACAAUCUUCGCGCAUAUCACCAUGAGAACAAGCAUGCUCUUUUCGACGCCCACGAUAGCAGUUCUAUGACGCCUUCUCGACAACUCGACACGAUGUCGUUGAUUCAAAUGCGGGAACCUCGUAAAGGAAUCGCUCCGCGACCGUUCCGCUCGUCCGAGCUGGAUACGGCAAAGGCGAAGGAAUAUAAACACAUUGUUGGGGACAUAACCACUAUGAUGGACUUUCUUACUAUGCACCAUAGCAAGUCCUUCCGUCCCUCAGUGCCACCUCUCAAACUGCCAGAACGUGAGGCGUCCAAUAGCUUAAAGAAGGGAUCUACCCUUGCGAUUAUUUUCGGAAAAGGCGGGAAAAAGUCUCGAAAGUCGCCAACUUCCAAUGGCGAUAAGAAGAGGGACAAAAAUGGCUCCGGGAGAAGUAAACGACAACAAAAAGUGAAAUAACAAACACAAACAGAAUUUAUAACUGCAUAUUAUUCAAUGACUAAAUGUUUUUUUGAAACACGUUCUGUGUUUUCGCAUUUCGUUAUUUACCGCUUUGAAUAGUUUAGUGCUAGGUGCUUGCAGAUAAAUAUUUAAGGGUAUUAUAAAAGAUAUUUUCUAAUUCUUAUUUAAAAUGUCUGUUGGCUGAUUUAGG